Molecule: messenger RNA, 2133 nt
Organism: Candoia aspera
Lineage: Eukaryota; Metazoa; Chordata; Lepidosauria; Squamata; Candoiidae
Gene: EIF2D
Product: eukaryotic translation initiation factor 2D
Exons: 15
Coding region: 203-2008 (601 amino acids)
Biological process (GO): translational initiation; formation of translation preinitiation complex
Molecular function (GO): translation initiation factor activity
Source: RefSeq, a predicted model, not a curated record
AUCAUGCAAUUGCCCCACGGACUUAUAUUGUUGCAGUACCGCACUAUGGCUGCGCCCGUGCAAUGAGGAAAGAGGUCUAUGCAGAAAAUUUCAGAUAAUAAAUGGGUACCGGUUUCUAACUUUUUUCCCCCACUCCUGGGGAAACCACGAUCGGCGAAAUUCCAAGUUCCACCCGAACCGAAGGCUUGAGAUUUCUUUAACUAUGUUUGUCAAACCUUUCAGGGUGAAAUCCAACACCGCUAUCAAAGGGUCCGAUAGGAGGAAAUUGCGAAAUGAUGUUGCAACAGUAUUUCCCAUCCUAACUUCAGAACAGCUGGCUGAAGUUGUGCCAGUGAAAGAGGAGUUGAAUGUUAUUAAAAUAUAUACUCAUAAAGGAGAAGCUCUCACCAUCUAUGCUAAUGGCAAAAAUCCUGUCCUUUUUGAAAUGGAGAAAAUGCUAUAUCCAACAGUGUACACUCUGUGGUCUCAUCCUCACCUUCUCCCUGCCUUUUCUACUUGGCCACCUGUUUUGCACAAAUUAGUAGGAGGAGCAGAUUUAAUGCUUCCAGGAGUUAUAGUUCCUAGAUGUGGUCUCCCACAGGUAGAUCGAGGUACUGUCUGUGCUGUUACCUUGGUGGAAAACAGAGCCCCUGUGGCCAUUGGAAUAGCUAUUAUGACAACUGCUGAGAUGGUGGCAGCUGGAAUGAAGGGAAAAGGCUUCACGGUGCUACAUACUUAUAUGGAUCAGUUAUGGGCAAUCGGUGACAAAUCAAGCCCACCCACAAUACCCCCCUUAGAGACAGAACCUUCAGAGUUGGUGGCUGGGGAAGAAGAGGAACAGAAGAAUGAAGAAGGAGAAGCACCUGAAAGCAGCCUCUCUCUUGACCCAUCCUUGCAGAUGGACAGUGGACAUCUGAACUUGGAGGAAGAUAUUCCGUGUAAUACCAUGGGUGAAAAAGAAGAACUCAUUGAAAAUGAUGCUGCUGAAAUGACUGAAGAGAACGAACCAAAUAUUUCUCAGGAGGUGGAAGAUAAUAGAAGUCCACAAGAGCAAAUGGAUGCGCUGCUUUAUCAGUGCUGCUUCCAUGCCUUAAAAUGUAAAGUAAAGAAGUCAGAGCUCCCCCUGCUGACCAGCACUUUUCUGCGUAACUACAUGUUUUCCUGCUGUCCAAAAGAUCAACAACUGGAUAUAAAGAAAUCUAGCUACAAAAAGUUCUCAAAAUUCUUGCAGUCAAUGCAGCAGCAGAAGAUUCUCCAGGUGAAAGAAUUGAGUAAGGGUGUGGAAAGUAUUGUGGAUGUUGAUUGGAGACAUGAAAGCAUUAGAUCCUUCGUAGUACCUGACAUUGCAACAUCUGAAAUGUCUUUCCAAGAUAGUAAAGGUGAUGACAGAGAACAACUGUACCAUCCUCCUGAAAUCAUACCACUUUAUGGAAUCUCGUCAAAAAUGGCUCCGUUGUUUCAAGAGUCUGAAUAUAAGAAAGGCCAUACCCUCUCCAGCAGUGAAGUAAGAAGUGUGAUAAUCAGCUAUGUGAAGGCUAAUGAAUUGGUUGAUGAAACAAACAAAAACUUUGUAAAAGUAAACCCGGUUUUGUGUGACUGCCUGUUGAAUGAAGCAGAGCAAGAUAAAAUCUCAAAGCUCAAGUGGGAUGAUCUCCUCAACAGGUGUCUAGGCAAACUACAACCCUGCCAUCAGGUAACCUUUCAGGGACGAGAACCUGUUGUGAGAAAAGGAAAAAUUGAUCCAAUUGAUGUAACCAUAGCACAGAGAUCAUCCAAUAAAAAGAUAACAAUAAUUAAGAAUCUUGAGCUGUAUGGUUUGGACCCUCAGGCUCUUGCCAGUACUCUUCAGCAAAAGGUCCAGGCUAGUGCCACAAUCGUCGCAGUCCCUGGAGCAAAGGACAGAGCACAAGUCCAGAUUCAAGGCAAUCAGAUUGGUCAUCUUGCUAAACUGCUCUUAGAGGACUACCAGAUACCUUGCAAAUAUAUCCAAGGUCUUGAAAAAGCACCAAAGAUGGGGCGGAAGAAGUAGCCAAGCCUGAGCCUCAAAUUGAGAGCAUGUUAUUUAUAAAUAUCUCAUUCAGUGGAACUGAAUCCAAAUGCCUUAUCUACAAACUAUUUUUAUUUAAUAAAUGAAAUAAAGAUUUUUCCCAGAUA